AUGUGUAUUUUCUUAUCCAUAGCCAGUAAUAUUAUAUUAUUUUUAUCGCUAAAAUCCUUUACAUACAUUGCUUGUUUCCAUUCCAGAAUUUUCAUGGAACAACCCCUAGCCUUCCAUGGCAACGUAACUUCUAAUAUCCCUUUUAUCAACCCAAAUAAUUUAAAUAAAGAUAAAUAUAUGAAUAAAACCCAGGAAUUUUCCCUGAACCAAGAGCAGGCAGAUGAUCUGUAUGAAGAUUUUUAUUCUAGCGGCCAUGACAACUCAAAAACUAUUCUGACUGGCAUAGAAACACACGUACAACUAGCAUCUCCAUACAAGGCAUUCUGUUCGUGCAGAAGUAUCGCUUCACCCCUAACUACCCUGAACGCGACUGAAAACCCAGAUCUAUAUAAAACGCUGCCAGCCGAUAACAGAAGGAAAGUGUACAAUGGUUUUAAAAAGGUGCUGGAGGAUAUACAGUCAAAUUAUAAACCUUCAAUAACUGCCUCAAAGACACAUUAUGACCCUACCUCACCCAUGAACUUUGAACAGUACGCGAAGUUUUAUUACGACUCGAAAGAGUUCAAAGCGUACGGAGAUGUUGACGAAAAGACCCUUAACGAAAUGCUGCUGAAAGAAAAUGAGUAUACCUGUCCAGUAUGUAAAGGAGAAGUGGGAGCGACUCCACACAUAUCUCCCAUGUCGUUUUUGUACGCCGUAGGAGUCUGUAAAGUUUUCAACUGUAAGAUAUCUAAUGAAGUAUCAUUUGAUCGCAAAUGUUAUGAAUACUUUGACUUGCCAAAGGGCUACCAAAUCACCCAAACCUUGAACCCACUUGGCAGAGACGGAAGCAUAACGUUAAGCACUGGAAAGGUUGUUAAGAUAUCGAAAAUCCAAUUUGAAGAGGAUACAGCCAGGAGAGUGGAUGUACAUGGUACAACAAAAAGCCUUGAUUUCAAUAGAAGCGGAAUCGCCCUAGCUGAAGUGGUCACUGCUCCACUUGAGUUGACAAGGUCUGAAAUACUGGAGACCUGCAAAAAGACUUAUGAAUUGAUUUUUUUAAAUGGCCUAUCAAACGGUAAUAGGUUUAGAGGAAACUUUAGAUUUGAUAUAAAUUUAUCUCGCCCUGAUGGUUCGAACCGUGUGGAGAUUAAGAAUUUGAAUUCUUUUGUGACAAUCAACAAGGCUGUUAAUGAUUACGAUCCUGAAAAGGAGUACACCUUUAAUUCUGAGAGCUUUAGUAAUCCUAGUGUUUUAAAUCAAUUGGUGAGUGAAGAAAAAAGAAACCCCGAAAAUAAAGGUGGAUCAAUCCUAGAAACUAUCAAAAACGUGUUUCUAUCAAUUUUGAAAAACAUUCCAGAUGGCCAUAAAUACACACCCAUGGGGACCACUCUUAAGUGGAAUAAGUACAAAGGCCUGGAGCCAACUAGAAACAAGUUACCCUCAGACUCUUAUGGAAACUAUUUUGAGCCAAAUAUUCCAGUAAUAUACCAGAGUCCCGAUUUGAUAAAGAGAAUAACGGAUUGUCUCCCUAAAAGUCUCAAGGGGCUCGAAUCACUUCUGGAAAAGUAUCCAGAGGUGAACAAGGAGCUUUUGAAGGAGAUUUACAAGUAUGCUUCAUGGACAGAAUAUUAUGAUAAAUUGUGCACUUAUUUAGAUUCAAGAGUAGCUGCAAAUCACUUUGUAAACCUCUUGCUUCCCCUGGUCAAGUCUACAAACAAGCUCUUAAUGCCACCCGAAAGGUUCUCAGAACUUUUAAAACUGGUUUUGAACUACAAGUUGAAUUUAUCAGAUCUUGAGGAAGAGUUACCAAACCUAUUGGAUUAUACAGGCUCUUUUGAGGAGUAUUUCAGGUCAAAGAACUUGCUUUUGUACGAUUUGGAUAAAACAAAGAAACUCAUCGACGAAUACCUCAAGAAGCAUCCUCUAGACUAUUCAAUGUCAAAGUAUGUAGUUAUCUAUACACUAAAUAUUAUUUAG
Theileria annulata is the source of this 1959-nucleotide messenger RNA. RefSeq names its product aspartyl/glutamyl-trna amido transferase, putative. Gene Ontology annotation, biological process: glutaminyl-tRNAGln biosynthesis via transamidation; mitochondrial translation. The record is from RefSeq and is a predicted model, not a curated record. The transcript has a single exon. Lineage: Eukaryota; Apicomplexa; Aconoidasida; Piroplasmida; Theileriidae. Bases 1 to 1959 code for a protein of 652 amino acids. Gene Ontology annotation, molecular function: glutaminyl-tRNA synthase (glutamine-hydrolyzing) activity.